Klebsormidium nitens is the source of this 2178-nucleotide messenger RNA. The record is from the annotation of a GenBank genome assembly. NCBI's taxonomy places the organism in Eukaryota, Viridiplantae, Streptophyta, Klebsormidiophyceae, Klebsormidiales, Klebsormidiaceae.
CGGGACCACAUUUCAAGCACUCCCCCGAAAAUAAGGGAUGGAGGAAGCAAACGCUAGCAGAGCUACUCAGAGCAUGCGUCAAAUGUGAGCCAUUAGGAGGCGCCUUUGCAAGAGCUAGAAACGGCAGUAACAAGUCUGGUUGGCAGUUCUGCAUGGUGUGUCCCAGUGCGCAGGACGGGCGCUCACAGCUGAAGGUGGGAACAUGGCAUUGUGACGUUGAAAAACAUUUACUUUCUGAAAAACAAUGGCUCUGAGAGGAGGAGCCAGCAAAGCAAGCGGAAGCCCAGGCUGGAAAGGGGCAAAUGAAAUCUUCAAAGCAGGAUGCAAUCCAAGUCUUGCCCCAUGUCUUCGGUUAAGCAAGUUCCAGAAAGCCACUGCUCUAUACCACCAAGCCUUGCGAAAUGCCACUGGGAAGAACCAAGAUCUUGCUAUCAUCCACAAGAAUCUUGGGUCGACUCAUUGGAGGUGUGCAGAGCUGGUGCAAGAAGAUGCUGACAAGGAAAUCUUGAACUUCCACAUCAAGCAAGGCUGCCACCACUACCUCGCUGCUCUUUCCCAUGGCUCAGACUUUCAGCCUGAGGACUGGCUUGCCGGUGUCCACAAACUCCUCACAAAGUACGUCACAACUGCUGUCGCGCUCUUCCAAGAGUGGGACCAUGUCACCCGCCGCAGCUGCCUGCGCAAGCUGUCCACAGCCUUGUCUGAGGCCUCAGGCGUUUGUGAAGCAGCGUCCCAAUGCAAGUACAAGCUAGCGAAGCAACUCUAUUGGGAGGGCAUCCGGCUGCUAGAAGCUGUUGAUAAGGAUCGCAUGGAAGCGGCCACGAGGUGCGCCUCGCUCAUAAACGAGGCAUCGCAGCUGUUGGUGGAGGCUAUGCAAAGGGGGACUGAGGAGCAGCGCAGCGAGGUUGAAGUCUCAAUGGAAGAGGUCUUCCUGUACCAGUGCACCUGCGAGUCCAUCCAAGCCUCCUACCAAGGCAACGCCCUGCUCGACUCCCUCCUCAAGACACAAGAGCACCUGGACAUGGACUUCGUCUGGCUGGCCAUCGACAAGUACAAGCAAGCCGCCGUGUUAGCGCGCGAGCGGGACCUGGAAGCGGAGGGCAGCGCGCUCUCGCGCCUCGGACACGUGUACAAGGGAGUGCUCAAAAUGGAGAAGACCGCGCACACUUACUAUUUCAAGGCGGCUGAGCUGGCGCUGACGUUUUCGCCGGGGCGCACGAGCAAACUAGCGUGGGCGCAGGAGGCGAUCAGAGAGGUUGGAGAGCAUCAGGAGCGAGUGAGGCGGGAGGAGGCGGCGAAGGAGGAGCAGGAGAGGGGGCCAUGGCUGGAGAUACUGAAGGACGAGCUGGCGGCGCUGCAGAGAGCCGUGACGGGGAGUGCGGAGGCCUUCCUGAAGCACCUCUAUGAGAAGCAUCCGCCAAAGAACCCCGACCACAAGCUGGGACCCCUGGGGACGGACCCGGACAUCACCAAGAAAGCGCUGCUGCGGGCCAUCUCGCACUACCAUACGGACAAGAACCUGGCUGCCAAGCAUGGGAAGAAGUGGGAAGUCCUCUGCGGGCAGAUUACCCGCUUCCUCAACUCGAAGUACACAUACUACAAGUGACUGUCAACUCGAAGUGCACAUACUACAAGUGACUGAGAGAGUACAUAUGUACAUUCAUGGUGGACGAAGGAACACUGAAGAGCAACUGCACCACUAGUAAGUUCAGCCGGUGUUGAAGUGCUUGUUCAAAUCAAGCAAAGGGCACUGCCAAAUAUCGCAAGCACACAGGACAGUUGACGGGACAAAUUGUGGCACGCAAGCUCAGUCCUGAUACUGGUAUAAGCACAGCUUUGAGAUAGUAGUGGCUGGACGGAUGCGUUGGCGGCCACCUAGCAUCAGCAAUGGGUCCGAUUGUGAUGAUCGAUGUUGAUUGGAGGCAGCUUGCUCCGCCGGGCCGCCUAGAUCAGAGGUCACAUAAUGAGUCUCCUACAUUCGGGUCAAUAGUCAGGUGCAGUUUGUGCAAGCGGGUUCGAAAGUUCUAGAGCAUCAUUGCCUGCACUGGGUUGACAUUUCACGGUGUAGAGUUGCACGAACCUGCCCAUCGAACGGACAAAUCCAAUGACUUGCCAUGCUUGAAUUUGCUGGUUAGUUCUGGCAGCGAGUAGUCACGGCUUCUCCAUUCUCGCCCGUGG